UUUAUAAUAGUAACUCAUAAUAACUUUAUAAUAAUAACUCAUGAGUAACUAUAAAACUAUAGUAACUCAUCACUGAGUUACUAUAGUUUUUAUGAUAUAUAUGGAUCUAUGUCUGCAUGGAUUAAGUUCAUAGAUCCCGAUCAAAAGAAAAAAGAUCUUUAAUGGGUACUUUGAGAAGAAGAUUAAGUUUACGAAAAACCAGAUCAAAAUCUAUGGAACAAAAAGCUGAUAAAGAUGAAACUAGACAUCCAAGUAGCCGCAGUGUUUCAGCUGAUCGUUCUCGAUCUAUGCCAGAAUCAAGAGAAACAUCAUCAUUAAGAUCAUCUGGUGGUAGCAGAACAGAGAAUGACAGCACACGAAGUAGUAUUAGUGAGGCUUCUGGUAUAAGUAGUUCAUCAACUCGAACCUAUCUUAGUGACAAAUCUACAUUGGUUGUUGAAGCUAAUGAAAAUGGUGUAAUAAAGCGUUACCUCAUUCCUACUUCAUUGGCCAACAGAAGUAAGUGGAGAAAAAAAGGAGUAAAAUUACAUGUUUAUAAUGAUCAUGUAUUUGUUGCCAAACAUUUCUCAGGGCUAAUUACCUGUCAAGUUUGCAACAGACAUCUUUCACGACGACCUGGUAAACAAGGUUAUGAAUGCAGAGUUCAGCUAACAUUGAAAAAAUAG
Centruroides sculpturatus (bark scorpion) is the source of this 665-nucleotide messenger RNA. Its product is annotated as zinc finger Ran-binding domain-containing protein 2-like. The record is from RefSeq and is a predicted model, not a curated record. The transcript has 6 exons. Bases 162 to 665 code for a protein of 167 amino acids. NCBI's taxonomy places the organism in Eukaryota, Metazoa, Arthropoda, Arachnida, Scorpiones, Buthidae.